This is a messenger RNA of Pecten maximus, 994 nucleotides long. Its product is annotated as methylthioacryloyl-CoA hydratase-like. Gene Ontology annotation, molecular function: catalytic activity. NCBI's taxonomy places the organism in Eukaryota, Metazoa, Mollusca, Bivalvia, Pectinida, Pectinidae. The record is from RefSeq and is a predicted model, not a curated record. Bases 37 to 930 code for a protein of 297 amino acids. The transcript has 7 exons.
UCUACUUUCGCUUUGCUGUCCUGGCCGGUGUACGUUAUGUUGCGAGCACGGUUGGCUGGGUACAUAAGUUCAUCAAUGUCUAAAAUAUCUCACCGAUUUGCUUCUGAUAUAGUCAGUAAUACUGUGAGAGUGGAGGUUUUGAGAGACAAACAUGUUUGUUUGAUCGAGAUUGUUCGGCCAGAGGUGAGAAAUGCUGUGGAUCCUCCUACUGCUAAGGCUCUGUACACAGCCUUCCGCGAAUUUAACGAAGACGACGAGUCUAAUGUGGCUGUACUGCAUGGCGCAGGUGGACAUUUCUGUGCUGGCUAUGACCUGAAGGCCUUGUCUACAUCUGACGGUACAGGAAUUGAACCACCAGAUGUAUCGGACGUCGGACCCAUGGGUCCGACACGACUGAGGCUGACUAAGCCGGUCAUUGCCGCUAUAUCUGGGUAUGCCGUGGCUGGAGGACUAGAGCUUGCCCUCAUGUGUGACCUCCGAGUGGUAGACCAGUCAGCUGUAAUGGGUGUCUUCUGUCGCCGAUUUGGUGUACCUCUGAUUGACGGUGGGACUGUUCGCCUUCCUCACCUGAUUGGGUUGUCUCGAGCACUGGACCUCAUACUGACCGGACGACCAGUGGAGGCACAAGAGGCCCUCACUAUAGGAUUGGCCAACAGAGUUGUACCUACAGGGACAGCUCUGGAAGCAGCUAUCAGCCUUGCAGAAGACAUUGCCCAGUUUCCACAGGGAUGUAUGAGGACGGACCGGUCCUCUGCCCUCCACAACAUGUACACUGCCGACGGUUUGGAGGCGGCCCUCGCACACGAGUUCUCUAAUGGUAUCAAAGUCGUUCAGGAGGAGAGUAUUCCAGGAGCAACGUCAUUUGCGAAAGGAGUAGGCAGACAUGGCAACUUCAAAAAGACUAAGACAGAUCCGUCAUCAAAGUUAUGAGAUACAUCCUGUGUAUACCUCUUACUUACUGUGAUAUACAAUAAAUAUACAAUUAUAUGCCGUA